UACAUUCACCGAGAAACCAAAUACUGAAAAUCGUGAUUAUGGAUAUAAUAUGUGCUUAAUAAUAUAUAAUUAAAUAUGCAAGCGGAAUAUACUCUUGUAAAUUAAUAGUUUUUACAUGGGAUGGGAUCUGCCUUCAGUUCGGGAAACAAGGCGGGCCGUUCUCAGACAUCGCAACCUAGAAGACCACCACCGGCCACCACACGGGGCACAGAAGGUCGACAACUUCGGGGUGAAAACAGACACGUUCAUUAUGAGGACGAGCGAUCGCGGACUCGUUUAAGGACGCUGCCUGCGCCACAAGCUAUCAACCCUUGGAUGGAGGCAGGAUACGCCCACCCUUUCUCAAUCCCUGAGCGUGAUGCUCCCGUGUCGCAAGCGACGACCAACCCCCGCAUACAGCCGCCUCCAUACCACGAAAUACACCCGGAGCGCAGCUUACCACAGCCAUCGACCUUCCGAAACCCCACCACAACUGCAGUCCCUUAUCAAAAUCAUGUUCCGUCAGUCGCGCCUACCUCGCGCUCUCCGCCGCUCGUUUACCAACCUUUACAGGGUACAUCACUUUCGGCGCGCCUACCAGGCUCUCAAGAAGGAUCGGUGGCCCACGCGUCCCCGGAUGUCAGACCAGACACACCACACGUGAGCCCCAUUCCGGAAGCGAUUCAGCCUUAUGAGAAUGAUGUAGAGAGUGAGCCUCAGUCACCGGUUGGGCAUCAAACACCGGAAGAUAUCCAGCAGGGAGCCGGAACACCGGACGUGUCUCAACAAGAACUGAAUUCGACACCUCCUCUAGCGGCAUCCAACACUGUGUGGGUAAAACCUCAGCCACAGAACGAGCCCAAGAAAACUGCUGUAAAAGCUGAAGAUUACGAGGUCAUGAGUCUAUUAGGCAAUAACAAGUCACCAAGAAGUAAAUGGUUCAAGGACAAGCAAGUCAUCAAUAAGACUCUGGAGGAACAUCUUGGCGCCAAUCUGCAGUUUUACCGCAACAAGGUCCGGUUCCGACCGCACGGCGACUACAUAGACGACAUCCACAUGUACUGGCUUGGCCACUACGAUCUGCUUGCCGAACUGGACACGUACAUUCAAUGGUUGUUCCCGAUCUCGGACAAGAGUCGCGUCAAUCCGUUCUCGGAGCCGCUGAAACAACGGGAAGCUGAGCAAAUCUAUGAGACGUCCGAAACCCGGCGGCGAGUUGUGCGCUCGUAUCGUCUGAUGCUGGACUUCUACGGACUGGCUCUGGCAAACGAGACUUCCGGUCAGCUGACCAGGGCUAGCCACUGGAGGGAUAGAUUCUUCCAUCUGAAAAGAUCCAGUCGGGAGCACUCUCGUCUAACACGCAUCAUCAAAAGCCUUGGGGAGCUAGGUUUCACCUUCUACCAAGCGCCUUUAGUUCUACAUCUUCUACACGAAACGCUUGAGACAAAGGAAUUGGCUGGAAUAAGUCCGUCCUGCAUCCAUCACUGGAUUCGCGCCAUUUUGUAUCGCUUUGAGAGGGAAUUUGUGAUCCGGCAGUUCCGGGAAAGGAUUCGGGAAUAUGAGCUUGACAGUAAAAACAUCUAUAAGGACAAACAUAGCGACAACACUCGCUAUUACACACUUGUGAGAAAAAAACUAUAAUAGGCGGAAUUGCAGAAGCAUAUGACGACAGGUCUUCUGCUAUUUAGCAGUUUAGCCUCAAAAUUAAAACAUGCUGUUUAAGAAUUGGAUUUAUUACUUCAAAUAACGCAGGUAUUUGAAAUGUGAUGACGGAUUUGUAAAUAAAAGUUGAAAUACAA
Dreissena polymorpha is the source of this 1778-nucleotide messenger RNA. RefSeq names its product opioid growth factor receptor-like protein 1. Lineage: Eukaryota; Metazoa; Mollusca; Bivalvia; Myida; Dreissenidae. The coding region runs from base 121 to 1620 and encodes 499 amino acids. The record is from RefSeq and is a predicted model, not a curated record. Gene Ontology annotation, cellular component: membrane. Gene Ontology annotation, molecular function: opioid growth factor receptor activity. The transcript is spliced from 11 exons.